This is a messenger RNA of Pseudopipra pipra, 2934 nucleotides long. RefSeq names its product RIO kinase 3 (gene RIOK3). Gene Ontology annotation, molecular function: protein serine/threonine kinase activity; ATP binding. The coding region runs from base 37 to 1716 and encodes 559 amino acids. The record is from RefSeq and is a predicted model, not a curated record. Lineage: Eukaryota; Metazoa; Chordata; Aves; Passeriformes; Pipridae. The transcript is spliced from 13 exons. Gene Ontology annotation, biological process: protein phosphorylation.
CACCGGAAAGGCGGGCGAUGCCCGAGCCGGCGGCCAAUGGGCCGCCUGACGGCCCGUGACGGCCGGGGAGGACCGGGAAGGACCCGGAAGAUUUCGCAGUCGGAGCGUCGCUGCCCCGAAGAGAGACCCCGUUCCUGCCGCUCCCCGCCCGCCCCUGUGUGCCCCAUGGACUCGGUGGGAGUCGCCGCCGCCGCCCCCGACGCCGGUCCGGGCCCCGCCUGGCAGAGCAAGUGUCCGUGGGGAGCCCCUAACACAACGUCAAUAUCAUGUUCUCUUGCUGAUGUAAUGAGUGAACAGCUGGCAAAAGAACUGCAGCUGGAAGAGGAAAAUGCUGCUUUUCCUGAAGUGGUUGCUGUUGCUGAAGGUCCAUUUAUUACAGGAGAAAAUAUUGACACUUCUAGUGACCUAAUGCUAGCUCAGAUGCUGCAGAUGGAAUUUGAUAGGGAAUAUGAUGCACAGCUUCGGCGUGAAGAGAAGAAGAUCAAUGGAGAUAGCAAAGUCUCCAUAUCCUUUGAAAAUUAUCGGAAGGUGCAUCCCUAUGACAGUGACAGCUCAGAGGAUGAGGUUGAUUGGCAGGAUACCCGUCAUGAUCCUUACAGAGCAGAUAAACCUACUACCACACCGAGAAGGGGUUUCAUAGGAAAAGGAAAAGAUAUUACUACUAAACAUGAUGAAGUGGUAUGUGGAAGAAAGAACACUGCUCGCAUGGAAAAUUUUGCACCUGAAUUCCAAGUUGGGGAUGGAAUUGGGAUGGACUUAAAGCUGUCAAAUCAAGUCUUCAAUGCCUUAAAGCAACAUGCAUACUCUGAGGAACGUCGAAGUGCAAGGCUCCAUGAAAAGAAGGAGCACUCCACUGCUGAGAAAGCAGUGGAUCCUAAAACACGUUUACUUCUGUACAAGAUGGUCAAUGCUGGGAUGCUGGAGACCAUCACAGGCUGCAUCAGCACAGGAAAAGAAUCUGUUGUUUUUCAUGCCUAUGGAGGAAAAAGUGCAACUGAAGAUAAAGUUAUUCCUCCGGAAUGUGCCAUCAAAGUGUUUAAAACAACUCUUAAUGAAUUCAAGAACCGUGACAAAUACAUCAAGGAUGACUACAGAUUUAAAGACCGCUUCAGUAAAUUGAAUCCACGAAAGAUUAUUCGUAUGUGGGCUGAGAAAGAAAUGCAUAACUUAACAAGAAUGCAAAAUGCUGGAAUUCCUUGUCCUCAAGUGGUUAUCCUUAAGAAACACGUCUUGGUUAUGUCUUUCAUUGGCAAGGAUCAAAUCCCAGCUCCUAAACUAAAGGAUGUAACACUUAGUAGUGAAGACAUGAAAAAGGCCUACUAUCAGACUCUCAAUAUGAUGCAGCAGUUGUAUAGGGAGUGCAACCUGGUCCAUGCAGAUCUGAGUGAAUACAACAUGCUUUGGCAUGAUGGGAAGGUCUGGCUCAUUGAUGUCAGUCAGUCUGUAGAGCCAACCCAUCCUCACGGACUUGAGUUUUUGUUCAGAGACUGUAGGAAUGUUGCACAGUUCUUCCAGAAAGGAGGUGUGGCAGAAGCACUUAAUGAGCGUGAACUCUUCAAUGCUGUCUCAGGUUUAAAUAUUACAGCUGACAAUGAAGUAGACUUCCAAGCAGAGAUUGAAGCUUUGGAAAAGAUGAAUGAAGAUCAUGUGCAGAAUCAUGGAAAGAAAUUGUCAACGUUUUCAAGUGAUGGAGACCCACCUAUAUAUGAUGAAUAGCACUGAGUGUAUAGCUGCUAACAAAACAAAACACAAAUUUACUGCUUCUAACUAUGUUGGUGCAGUGGUAAAUGUCAACUACCGAUGUCAAGAGAGAGUGGUUGGCUGGGAAUACCAAAAUGGAAAACACAGCGAGCAUAUGGUGAUGCCUCAGUGGUUUGCUUUUUUUUUAACUUGUCCCACACAUCAGGCUGGCACUGUAAGAAUAGACUGUCACUACCACUUUGGACAGUCUGACAACUUCACCAAUUUCCCAGUUACAUCAGACUGAUGUAGCUCAGGUGGUCAUAUUUUGCAUGAUUCAGAGCUUAUAUAUGUUUAAAAAAAAAUUUAAAAAAUCAUCUGUAUCAUCCAAAGUAUUUAGUGGGAAAGCACAUGAGAAGAGCCCUUCUUUUUUUCCUACUGCAGCUUGAAAAACUAAUUUAAAAAUGUGUAUGGACACAAUGUCAGUGAACCUUUCCUCCCUCUCCACCAAGGGCAAAGCGAAAAGUCAAACCACGCACUGCAAUUGUAUGAAAAUGUUAAUUUAACAAACUAAUGUAUUUAUAUAUGCAAAAGUCUGGACCUUUUCAUUUGAAGUAGAUGGAAUGUGGCUCUAACUAUCUCUGUAAAUACAGUUGGGUAUUACAUGAGAAACAGAUAUGAAUUCAACCUGCAGAGGACUUCCUUGGUGACAUGCCAGGAAAUCCUGACAGCUGCAUCCAAGGUGCAAAGAGUAAGUUCAGUUAGCUUCACUCAAUAUACAAAUGGUUCCAAGAACUUGGUGCAAACCAAAAACAGAACUCUGUAAUAAUCCUGUCUCUGCCUAGGAUGUCAGUUUAGAGCAUCAAAUGUGCUUGCCCUGAAGGUAAUCAUAGACAAAUCUGUGUAUUCUUUUUGCACCUGUAAGCAAAAAAGCUUCACUUAGAAAUAUUUAGUUUCCCCAAUCUAUUUCAUACUUUUAUUCUUAAUGUCAGACUUUAUUUUUUACAAAGUACUAAAAAUCUAGCAAUGUUUCUCUCCAAAACAACACAUUUAAAGAUGGACUGAUGUGGUGGGAUGGUUUGGAAUUAAGAAAUUCUAAUCAACUUCUUUUUAACAGAUUGCUGUUUUUGAUGCUGCUCUUUAUCAAGCAGAAUAUAGUGAUGCUACAUGUGACAUUCUCACAGUGUGCUGUGAAAGUGACUUUUUUAUCUCUUUGUUGGAAAACUCGUGGUGAAGUAAAAUCUUAAGAUCUUA